Messenger RNA from Eupeodes corollae, 8991 nucleotides. It is a transcript of the gene Snap25, whose product is annotated as synaptosomal-associated protein 25. The transcript has 8 exons. Bases 440 to 1087 code for a protein of 215 amino acids. Gene Ontology annotation, molecular function: syntaxin binding; SNAP receptor activity. Lineage: Eukaryota; Metazoa; Arthropoda; Insecta; Diptera; Syrphidae. The record is from RefSeq and is a predicted model, not a curated record. Gene Ontology annotation, biological process: synaptic vesicle fusion to presynaptic active zone membrane; synaptic vesicle priming; exocytosis. Gene Ontology annotation, cellular component: plasma membrane; SNARE complex.
UUUUGACAGUUCUCUUUUGAUCCUGAAACAUUCAAGGUCUGCACGGAAGUGUUGUAUCGCCCAAUUCGGUGCUCUUGCCUCAUCCAAAUUGAAUUUUUCCAAUUUCUGUGUCAAAAGUGUAACUGGAGAGUGUUAACAAAAAAAAAAGAAGAAGAAAACCCCCAAGAAUCCAAAAUAAUUCUCAAAAAAGCAAAUUAUUCAAAGUGCAAUUAAGUGAGAAAUUAAAAAGAAAAAUACCAAAAAAGAAAAACCCAACCAAUCAAUCAACCAACACCCAUCGACUUAAAAAAUAUAUAGUAUAUAAAAAGAAAAACUGAAAAGGAAUACCUACAAUCUUCUUGCAGCAUAAAAUCAAUUUAUCACACUUCCCAAGGAUUUAAGACCUUCCGUUGUCGUUUUCGCUUAAAAACAAACCAAAAACUUAAAAAAAACAGCAAGAAUGCCGUCUGCCGAACCAGAAGACGUUGCCCCAGCGCCACAAGUCCCAAAAACAGAAUUGGAAGAACUCCAAUUAAAGGCACAAAAUGUUACCGAUGAGUCGUUGGAAAGUACCCGGCGUAUGCUUGCUCUCUGCGAAGAGAGCAAGGAAGCCGGGAUUCGCACCCUGGUAGCCCUUGAUGAUCAGGGAGAACAACUUGAUCGUGUCGAGGAGGGUAUGGAUCAGAUUAAUGCCGACAUGAGAGAAGCUGAAAAGAAUUUAAGUGGAAUGGAAAAAUGUUGUGGCAUUUGUGUGUUACCCUGCAAUAAGAGUCAAUCCUUCAAAGAAGAUGACGGUACCUGGAAAGGAAAUGACGAUGGCAAAGUUGUCAAUAACCAGCCACAACGUGUAAUGGAUGAUCGUAAUGGAUUAAUGGCUCAAGCGGGUUAUAUUGGACGAAUAACAAAUGAUGCGCGAGAAGACGAAAUGGAGGAAAAUAUGGGACAAGUGAAUACAAUGAUUGGUAAUCUCCGAAAUAUGGCUCUUGAUAUGGGUUCAGAAUUGGAGAACCAGAACAGACAGAUCGACAGAAUUAACCGCAAGGGUGACAAGAACACAAUAAGAAUUGACGGCGCUAACAAACGGGCCAAUGAACUAUUGAAAAACUAGAAAUUAUUAUUAAUUUUAUUUAUUUUAAUUUCUAAUUAAGUUUUGUGUAUUUUUUUUGUAAACAAAAUAAAUUAUAAUUAAUGUACAUUCUUUUUGAAAAAUAAAAAAUACUCUCUUUUUAAAAAAUACAAAAAAAAAAUUGUUUGAAAACAAGAAAAUACAAAUUGUUAACUUUCAAGUCGCACAAUUGAAGCUUAUUGUUUAUUUUUUCUGGCCUUAAAUUUUAUUUUCGUUUAGUUUUUCAAAAUACAUAAUAUAUUAAAAUAAAAAUAAAUUACUUGAUCAAAGUGUUUGCUUUAAAACAUUUAACCUCUAGCAUCAAAUUAAAAUUCACUUUUAAGAUUGUCACAGAAAAAAAUGUUAAGAAAAUAGGUCAAAAGAGAAAAACUGACAAAUGCUACCAAGUUCAAGAGUCAAAUAUGUUCGCCCAAAUGCACGUUGGUCAUUUGUGACCAAAUAAAGUCAGUAUUUUUUACUUAGUCAAAUGCUAACUACUUACUUAGGUCCUCAGACCUAUAAAGUCCGUUGGGGACCCCUUAUGUUGUAUGCCUACGUUUUCGAAGAUAUGUUUCAACUCCCUUAAACUCUUGCCUAGUGUCGCUGAUUCAUCCUUUGACUGUCCUGCGCCGUGUGCUUCUCGAUUGUCCAGCUCUUCAUCCUUCUUGUGUAAGCGGAUUCCACUGCAUUGCUAAGCCUGCAAUGCAGACUUUGCCUUUCCGAAGCGUAUGUCCAAUCCAUUGAAACUUUAAUGCAGUCGAUAGGUUCUUGAACUGUCUUUCUAUGAAGGAAGGACGUCAUUCGAUAUUCCGUUUGCCAAAAAAAUCCCUAGGAUGUUGUCAAGACAUCUAUUCAGGAAGGUUAGCAGCUCCAUUGUAAUGGCUUGAGUCACCUUCUAGAUGCUGCACACAUAAACAAGUACAUAUCCGACAUUUGUGCGAAACAGUCUUAGCUUUGUUCUUAAGUUGAUAAAGUUAUUCCCCCAAAUUUUCGACAGCAUACCGAAUGCCACUUUUGCUUUGCAGCUGCUGAAGAUAAUGUCUUGUUCAGUUCCGCCUUCGAUGAAGACGUUGAAAUUUUUAAGGAAAUAAUCAUUUGUGAGGACGAUCAGGUUCCAAGGCUGAUCAUUUUUGUUUUUGCCGGAAUCAAUUUUCAGCCCAACGAUGUCUGCUUCUCUCUCAACACUUGUUGUUAUUUAAUGGAGAUCUAUGAUCCUAUGAUAGAGUAAGCAAAAACGUCCGCGUAAUGCAAGUGCUUUAAAAACGAUGUCAAAGUUAAAUGGAUUCCACCGCUACCUGACAAAGCUGCGCGCAGUACAUCGCUUAUAACCAAUUAAACAAUAUUGGCAACAGAAUACAGCCUUGUCUGACUCCGCUAAGGAUUUAAAAAACUUCUGACAACCUACCAUAAUUCAGAACGUGAUCUUUGAUUCAUCAUAUGUUGCUUUCAUAAUAGCAAUCAGUUUUUCUGGAAUACCUCUCCUCCGCAAAGCUAAACAGAUGUACUCCCUGCUGACGCUAUCAAAGGCCUUCCCGAAGUCGAUAUAAAGCAGGUGUAGUGGGGAUCGAUAUUCAAGGCACUGCUCAAUAAUGAUCCGCAGUGUGUUGAUGUGAUCAAUACACGAAGAUCCAUCGCGGAAUCCUACUUGUUCGGCAUCGAGUGUGGCCUCAAAGUGUUUUCUGAUGCGUUCCAGUAUGAUUUUUCCUACUAUUUUGGCAACGGCAUUUAGAACGUAAAUCCCUCUCCAGUUUUUGCACUUUGUAAGAUCUCCUUUUUUAAGAGCUUGACUAUCAUUUCCAUCUUACACUCAACAAGGAAGCUUUCGGCGGUCCAGGCUUCGUUUAUGAGCGGAUGAAGCAGUUUUCUUGUAGACUUUGUAGUUGCACGUAAAAGCUCUUUGGGAAUUCCAUCAAGUCCUACCGCUUUGUCGUUCUUAAGUGCUUUAAUUACGGCUACAUUUUCAUGCGGUGCUGAUUUAGGAAUUGGUUUCUUCAGGCGCUUCAGAAGGCAUUGGCUGUACAAUGUCUGGAAACACUGGGCUUAAACCAAGGAAAAUAGUUCUUUCCACCUUCUGACUUGUUCAUCCACCGAACUUAGCAAAGUACAGUCUACUGCUUUCACCAAACAUUGCUUGGAGCUGUGUACACCGGUCAGUUCUUUGGUUAUUCCGUAAAUGGUUCUGCUGUGGCAACUGUUUACAGCAUCUUCUGCUUCUAGCGCCAAUGCAUUGAUAUAGUUACGGUUGUCACGUUUCAUGCGUACGAGGAUUCCAACUCAUUUCUUUGUUCCCAUUGUGCAGCCCUUAACUUUUUGCGUUUGUUGAUUCCUGCUUGAGAUUCUUCUUAAAGCCAGGUGUUGUUGCCUCCUUUCCGACCGACUAUUCUGUCAGCGCCUGAAAUGAAAAGAUUGUUUAAAGCAUUCAUUUUUAUUUUUAAAAUUGGACACAAUUUUUUCUUCUCAAGUGGCAGUCGUGCCAAUGAAAAUCUUCAGAAUCAAUUUUUUCAUAAAAUUGACUCUCUAGUACUGGAGCCUCGAAAUGAGAGUAUUCUAAACACUUGGUUUUAAACUAUACCUACAAGACAAAAAUGUCUAGACAUUGAUUUCGUCUCGGGAUUCAGAUUUUCUUUAAGGUGGCGGCGCCGGUCGACUUCAUAAGAUGGUAAGAGUUUAAACUGGGAUUUCGUCCUGCAGCAAUAUUUUGUUCAAUCAGAAAGUUGCACCUUCUUUUUUCUCUGUGACAAUUGGCUAUCUUCUAUAACAUCAUAACUAAAAACGCUCAAAAAUAACAAAACAAAAAUAUUUAAAUGUUAAAAAAAUCUUUAAUAUACCAAAACAUAUGUUUAUCUUGCGUUGAAAUAAGCAGGAUAAUUUUUGAAUCCAUAUCAAUUAUCAAAAUAUAUACAUAUAUAUAUAUAAAUAUAAAUAAAUAAGUAAACCGACAAAAUAAUCAAUAGAUAAUAAUUAAAUAAAAAAAGAAGAAAAUACAUAAUACCUUAAUCAAAAACGUUUUUGUUUCAUCGAGGUUCCUUAAUCACGAUACUUUCUUGAUUUACAUAAAAUUUACAUUUUGAAAAUUUUCCUACUUUUUCUUCGUCUAUUUUCACAUCGAUUUUUACUACUUUUUGGGUUUUGGAGAACGCAAAAUGUUUAAGGUUAAUAAAAACACGUUACAUAUAGAAAAAUAAAUAAAAAAAAGGAACAGAGUUACAGAAUUUGUAUAUAAAUUAUUAGUCAAUAAAUAACAUUCGAGAUAAUUUUGAUCUAUUUUUUCACCUGCUAAAUAAAACAAACAUGCACCACCGUUUUCACUUUAAAAAAAAGAUACAUUUAAAUUUUACAUUUAUUGAUUAAGUAAAAUCUUCACAAGUUAAAUCAUCCAAUAAAUCAAAAAAGCAAUACGUUCCAAUUUCGAAAAUUUAUUUAUCAAUAAAAUAAAUCGAAAUUUCAUUAAGAAUCAUGAGAAUGAUAAUGUAUCACAAUUUUUGAAAUUUAUUUUCAUGAAGUGGUUGUUAUUUUUGUCAGAUCGGAAAAUAUGAAAUUUUGGUUGAAAAAUAUGGAUUUGAUAUAGAGGAAUCUUUUUAUUUAUUUAUUCAUUAAUUUCAAAAAAAAAGAAAAACAUACAAAACGAAGUAACCAUUUGCAAUAAACUUUUAAACCACCUUAAACGGAAAACAAUGUUUUUGAAUCUAUAUUAUAUUCCUUCAACAAUAAUAAAGUAUAAAGCAACAUUCUUAGAUAAUCAUGUAUUUAUUUUAAAACAAAAUAGAUACAUAUAUAUAAAUAUGAUUAAUAAACAAAAUUAUUGUUUAUUAUUUAGCAUUUAUCCAAAAUAGCCAAAAAGAAAAAGGCACAUCAAUACAACAACCACAACAAUAAUAAAUAAAUAAAUGAAUUGCAGUCUAUAGUAAAUAUUUUUCAUACUUACAUAAUCAUAUUUAUCAAAAAAAAUAAGAAUUGAAACUAAAAUUAAAAAAUAACAUUUUAAAAUAAUAAUAAAAUAAAAUAAAAAUUUAAACCAAAUUAAUUAAGGCAACGCUGCGGGCGUCUCUCAGGACAAAUAUUCGUAUGAAACGGAUGCUUUUAUUUUAUUUGAUUAGCAUUUCUGAAAAAACAAAAAUAUGAAACAUAAUUUUUGAUUUAUUUUUUAUUUAAUAAAAAUAUUUAAGUAAUAAGAUGUAGUCUGAUUAUUGAGUUAGUUAUGAUUCGAAUUGCCGUAUUUUCCAGACGCUUGAAAUUCUCCGAUUUCGAGAAAAAAUUCGAAUCCUUAGGUUUCUUUAAUUAACUUUAGUUAAUUAACAAUCUCAAUAAAUACGAACAUACCAAAAUUAAACGACAUGAUUUGAUUUCUUAAUAGACUUUUUAAUUCUUAGAUACUUGUUUACUUAAGGGCCGCUAGAAUCCGGGGCAGACUUGGGACCUCUCCCUCCUGCAAGCGCUACCUGAGUCGCGGUCUUCCUCUACUUCCAGGCUGGAGCGUUGAUGUCCAUUCAUGACCCAGCGAUCUAAAUCGUUGGACUUUUAUUCUUUUAACCAGGUCAGUGUCGCUGUACAGCCCGUCCAAUUCCUUGUUGUAUCUUCUCCACCGCUCUUAGAUGGACUAAGCAGACGGGACUACAAAUCACUCGAAGAAGAAACAUCUUAAGAAGCUCUUUCUUUGACAGAGUCCAGGCCUCAGCGCCAAAAAUUAUAACUGGGAUGAUAAGUGUCUUAUAGAUGGUGAUCUCAGAUGCUUGAGAGAGGACUUUACUAGUCAAUUGCCUUCUAAGUCCAAAGAAGCAGAGAUUGGCAUAGAGUUCUUUUCUGUUUGAUUUCAGCGCUGGUAUGGAAUUUAUAGCUUUGCAUAGGAAGACAAAGUCUUUAGCUACCUCAAAGUUCGAGCGGUCAAUCGUGACAUGACGUUAUGUCCAAGACAUUGUCGUUCAAUGUCCUUUUUCAAUGACAGCGUAUACUUGGUCUUGGACUCAUUUACCACUAAACCCAUCUUCUCCGCUUCCGUCGCAAUGCUCAAAACACUUCACUGACAUCAAGCUCUGAUCUUCCAAUUAUGUCAAUAUAAUCGGCGUAUCCGAGUAAUUGGAUGGACCUUUUGGAAGAUUGUGCCUCUAGUGUUGACGGUUGAGUUUUGCAUAAUUCUUUCCAGAACGAUGUUAAAGAAGUCGCAUGACAGUUCAUCGUCUUGUCUAAAACUUUUUUGACGUCAAAUGCAUCGGUGAGAUCUUUUUUGAUAGAAUCCAAUUAAAAAUGCCAUUAGACCAGUUUUUCUCUUGUUAAAAAAAACUAGGUUAAACAACAUGAUUUAAAUUCUUUGAAGUUAGGCAAAAAGGACUUAAGUCAGAAACUGGUCACACAGACUCAAUAAACUUUGGACGUUAAUAUCAUUAUUAAUAAGCAAUUUUUCUAGACUUCAGUUUUUGUUGUUAAACGAAAGAGACCAAAAAUAGUCCAUCACAACAAAUCAAAAUUGCAAUUUUUUGACUUAAGACUUUUUUCUCUGAAGUUAAAAUUAUUGGCGCAGGUUUUCAAUUGAUCAUCUAGAAGGUUUUUGAACCAAAGUACAGUGUUCUUCGAGAAAAUGGUUUAGAAUUAAAAUUUCAAUCGUUUACAGAAGUUCUAACCAAUCACAUAAUUGUUCACAUAUUUCAGGAUCAAUUAGAAGUGUAUCAAGUGUUUUAUUGGCAUUUAUAUCUCCACGUCACCUUUUUGAAUAUGCCGUAAUUAUCUUUUUGCUGAGUGCUAUCAUAAUGACAGUUCGUAUUUGGAAAAGAAGUCGAAUUAGCUGUGAAUUUGGUUCAGGAUUGAAACCAGAAGCAUUUGAUUGAUAUUUUGUACAAUUCGCUAAACAAAUUGAGUAUGGUUUCAGAUUGAAUUUUUGGCACUUACUGUGGCUGUGGCAGAAAUGUCAGAGUUGGCAUUUUAUUCCUUCCGCAGUCUACUAAUCAGACUAAGGGCAGGUUCAGGCAACAUAAGGGACUUCAUUUGCAGUCAACUUCAUUGUUUAAACGUAAAUUUUGACCAGGGCAACUAGAUAGUUUUUCAAGUGUCAUGGUUUUUAAAUUCAGAACUUUAAUUCAAAAACCUCUUCUUUAUUUUUGUGUACAAAAUACUUCUCAAGCAAGCUACAAGUCCAUCACGAUUUGUAUUUUGUAUUGUUAGAAAUAUUACUUAUUUAUUUUUAAAUUUAGAAGGAGCCUUUUUACAGAACGCAUUAAAUGAAGUUGUGCAGAAAAUAAAUAAAUCAUUGAGUAUUAAAGUUCAGCUUUUAGUUGAAUGACAUGAUCAAUUAUCAUUUUGACAUAUUUUGACUUGACUUGAAAGUUAGGGAGAUUUUUCUUGACUAACUUUCCAGGCAACUUUCCAAUAAAGUUGCCAUAAUUGGGAGGCAAAUUUUUGGCAGCUGGCCAAUCAGAUACUUGCCUUACUUUCAAGUCCCUUAUGUCGCCUAAAUGUCGAUUGACACAUUCACAAAGCUAGAAGUCUAAAUUCUGUCAUAUUAAAGACAAAUGAAAAUUUAUAGAAUACGAAACAUUUGUGUUUUGAGAAUUAAGUGAUUUGUAUUUGUUUUAAAAUACUGAACAAUUUAUUUCAUUCAUAAUUCUUGUGCCUUUCCCGAGAACCUGAUUGUGAAACGUCAAAAUCAGUGUGCACUUACUUUGUAGCUGAAAAUCAGCAGGUUCAGAUGACAUAAGGAACCUGAAGGUGAGGCAAGUUUAUUGUGGCCAGCUAACCAAAAAUUGACUUCCGAUUAAGGCAACUUUAUUGGAAAGUUAGUCAAGCAAAAUCUCCCUAACUACCAAGGCAAUUGCACUUAUGUCAAAAUGCCAGCUGAUCAUGUCUUUUCAUUUAACUGAAAGCUGAACUUUAUUACUCUGUGAUUUGUAUAUUUUUCUGCAUAUUUCGAUGCAAUGUUUUGUGUAAAAAGUUAAUACAUCAUGAUGGGCUUGUAGCUUGCCUAAGAAGUUGCAUGUAGACAACAAUGGUUUUGGUACGCUCAACUGAAAGUAGAGAUUAGUAAAGUUAAGUUUCGAGUUUGAAAUUUAUGAUACUUUAAAAACUACUUAGUUUCGGUUAAAAUUGACCUUCAAAGAAUUAACUGCAAAUAAAGUUCCUUAUGUUGUCUCAACCUGUGCAAUAUUACACAAGGCCGGAGGGGAAAUUUCAACUCAUUUUGUAGUUGCAUUUAGCCCAUUAGGAUGCCUUGACUACGUAACCUCUAGCCCCCAAUAUAUGUAUGUUUAUUUAGUGGCACCGAUAUCUGCUUUAAAUUGUAACGACCAUUUGAAGAUUUCUAAAUUAAUUCAAUUUAAAGUUUUGGAUAAUUUCAGAAAUGCCUCGACAAGAUGACAUCUCGAGGUAUAUUAGUUUUAUUUUGUAACUAUGUUUGUUUUAAUACUUUCUGUGUCAAGUCGCAUGAGGUUACUUAAUUUUUGCGUUAAGUUUUAAGAGUUAAACAAAGUAGGAAAAGUGAUAAUAUCAGAGAUUUGUUGAAAAUGUUUCUUUUUUUGAAAGGUAAAAGAAAAGAUUCUAAAAACACGAGAUAAAGUAAUAAAAAUUUUAACAUACUUUUUGUUUUAACGUGUGAAAGAGGAGUAAAAUUGUUGUCAAAAAUUUUUGGCUAUCGGCCCAAUUUUCUCCAACUAUAAAUGAAAUCGGGCUAAAAAGGGCUUAAAUCGCUGUGUGUAAGGUUAUAUCAACACCGGUUAUGAAAAGGUAUUUGCCCAAUCUAUAAGAUGUACUAAAUCGAGUUUUAAGCUUGCUUCAACAAGUAAACAAAACUUCAUUUUGGUAGAAUGGAGUUUUAUUUUAUUUCAUCGCACUCAGUGAGCCAACUUUUAUUUGACUAUUUAAAUUUAAUUAUAGCUUAUUCGAACGCAAGUAGUUUAAUGAUUGAUGAUUACAAAUACAAUUGU